CCUAUGAGUUUGGCUGUGCCACCGGUGGUCAAUGUGUUCCUCAGGCCUGGCGUUGUGAUAGGGAAACAGACUGCAUGGACGGUAGUGAUGAGCAGCAGUGUACUGCUCCCUGUGGACCUGGCCAGGUGCCCUGCCACAGUGGGGACCAAUGUAUUGACCAACAGCAUCUCUGUGAUGGGACCUUACAUUGCAGGGAUGCCUCGGAUGAGAGCAUAGACAACUGUGGCUCUACCUGGAUACCUCCCUGUCCAGGCAGCUUCCCAUGUGACAACCGCACUUGUGUGAACAUGACAAAAGUGUGCAACGCCAUCCCAGACUGUCCAAGGGGCGACGAUGAGUUGGUGUGUGAUAAAACUAUCACACCAGUGCCCCCUGGCAGCAGGAACACCACCGUCACCUGCCCCGAAUUCACCUGUAUGGAUGGAUCCUGUAUCCCCUUCUACAUGGUUGGUGCUGAUGCUGGGUUUUUCUGU
This is a messenger RNA of Monopterus albus (swamp eel), 473 nucleotides long. RefSeq names its product SCO-spondin-like. The record is from RefSeq and is a predicted model, not a curated record. NCBI's taxonomy places the organism in Eukaryota, Metazoa, Chordata, Actinopteri, Synbranchiformes, Synbranchidae. The transcript is spliced from 3 exons. Gene Ontology annotation, molecular function: protein binding. The annotation marks the transcript as partial. Gene Ontology annotation, cellular component: plasma membrane.